Molecule: messenger RNA, 2316 nt
Organism: Glarea lozoyensis ATCC 20868
Lineage: Eukaryota; Fungi; Ascomycota; Leotiomycetes; Helotiales; Helotiaceae
Exons: 4
Coding region: 1-2316 (771 amino acids)
Source: RefSeq, a predicted model, not a curated record
AUGGAAAAACAGACUUCUUUAGCUCCUGAGAAAGUAGAGAAUGAGACAGAAGCCAAAGGAUCAGAAGUCAAUAUUCGCAUUCGAAUCAUCAAUUAUAUUGUUGUAAUAUUUUUUGGCCUCGGUCUCAUACUUUCUGGCGGAUAUGCUCUCUUUACGAAGCACAAGACCAUCCAGAAUGAGAAGGCUUUGGUAGAGCUACGCGCUCACAAGCGUGCUCAUUCUUUUGAUGCAAUACCCAGAUGCAUUGCUAGUUGCAUGCUACCACCAAUGCUUGCGAAAGGAUGCUCGCACUUGGACGCACAGUGUCUAUGUCGGAACUUACGGUCGUUAGACGAUUAUGAUGAUACGCCGAAACCCCCACCACGAAGGAUACGAUUAGUGAAACGAAUUCCGGACGAGGUGUUCGAUGAUGGGUCUACGACUGAACCUAUAACCGAAGUAACUGUCACGGUGCUUGACGUUACUGAUUCCAGUUCCACAUUGGAAGAUGACAAAAAGAUACUGGAAGGUGUAGUGGGCGAAAGUUAUAACAAUCUUGGUGUGGAUGAAGUCGACGAUUUGGAUCCCGAUAUUGUUGAUGUGCAGGGUAGCCGUCUGCACGGUGAGAACGCAGAAACUGUCGCUGUAGAAUUGGAAAAUGGACAAAAGGAAUCGGAGGACGCAGACACGGUGGCUGAUAUUGUGGGAACGGAAACAAUAGCUUCUGCUACCAACGAAGACGGUUCUCCUGAACUCGACGUGCUAUCUGGAGACGAGACUACGACCGGAAAUGUUGACAACGCAGCUAUGAACAGUGAGGCUGGGGGAAAUUCUGCAUCGGAAGAAACCGACGAAGUAAUAAUUGACCCAGCAACAACCAAUGUUCAGAUUGAUGGAAAUGAGAAGCCUGAUCUAGUACAGACUGAUAAUGAAGCGGCGAGUAAUGAGACAAUUGAUGAUCCUCCAUCUGCGAUCCAGGACCCAGUAAGCAAAGCGGUUGAUUAUGAGGAAGUCGAGUACGGUGCGACUGCGGAUGUAACAGUUGACAAGGACCGCGAAUUCAAAAUGUGUGUUGAAGAGUGUAGUUUGCAUGAUCAGAUCCGUGUACCUGGAUUACUCGCGGAAUAUUGUUGGGGAAAUGGAGCUCCGUUUGAGUUUCCAGAAGUCAUGAUGCCAAUGGUCAAGCGAGCUGGCGGGUAUGGAACUGGAAGUGCUUAUGGUUAUGGUUACAUUACAGGCUCAUUCGAGACUUCGCCUGAAGCAUCAGCAUCAGCAACUGGAACCUCUCGAACAUUUGCUACUCUACCACCAGUUGUCAGCGCUACAAACACUGGUGCAAUUAGCAGUGGAACCGCCACUAGAUCUGCAACUGGUGCUCUUAGCAGUGGAACUGCCACUGGAGUUCAAAAUACAGACACAGUUACAACAUUUCCAACCUUUACCGUAACGCCCCCAACACCCGAGCCUUCAGGGGGUCUCUCGGACGGUGCGAAAAUUGGCAUUGGAGUUGCUGUUCCUCUUGUCGCAUUAAUCGUUGUUGGAGCGUUUGGUUUCUGGUGGUUCCGUAUUCGUAAAAGGAAGCCGCAGGGCCAGUCAGCAUCCAACUAUACCGAGCAAUAUACAGGUAUGCCAGAACUUGCUGGUGGCGCUGUCGUUAGACCUAUGGGAGGCGCAGGCGGUGCACCACAAAUGUACGAAAUCAAGAAACCAGAAGUAGUGUAUGGCGCAAACAACUAUCAGCGCCCUGUUGAAGCCGGUGGAAUACCAAUAUCACCACAUACGGUCAGCGAGAUCGAUGGAACUCGACUACCGGAAAGGUCUGCUUAUGAUUUGCAGAAUACGACGUCUACUGGAAGGAGCCCUCUAGCUGCGAACAGGAAGCCCGUGUCUGGUUCUUCUCAAACCACAGCAUCGGGAUUUCCGGCUCCUUGGGAAUCGCAUGAACAUCAAUAUCUGCCAACUCCCAUGAUGUCAAACAUGGGUAACUCAAGCGUAACUUCUCUUCACAACCGCGAAGUAUCGGCCUCCUCGCAUCAUGUUUCUAGCGCGACCACGGCUGUUCAGCCAUCCAAUCCCUCGCACGCGUCUCCUUCGGAGGUUAGACCGCAAGAUUCCAUCUCCCAAGUUGGCAGUGCUACUGGCGCGAACAAUGCAUUGGGGGUGUCUGAUGACCAGGAGAUUGCCAAUAUGGAGAGAGAAAUGGCUGAGAUCAAGGAGAGGAAGGAGAGGCUGAGGCAGGUAGCCGAGCUUGAGCAACGGGAAGAGGCCCUGAAAAGAGAGAUCGAGGCGAGGAAGAAACGGAUAGGUGGUGGAAGUGGGAGCGGAGCGGGGUCGUAA